Oncorhynchus kisutch (coho salmon) is the source of this 3762-nucleotide messenger RNA. Its product is annotated as von Willebrand factor A domain-containing protein 7. The transcript is spliced from 14 exons. Lineage: Eukaryota; Metazoa; Chordata; Actinopteri; Salmoniformes; Salmonidae. The record is from RefSeq and is a predicted model, not a curated record. The coding region runs from base 125 to 2485 and encodes 786 amino acids.
GAUUUCUACAGCCACAGUAACUGGGUUGAGAUGGGGAACAGACAGCCGUACAGCACUCUGAUCAGACCUGACCUGCAACUGGUGAACCUGGCAGGCCCCAGUACUUCCGACCUGUAGGAGCUGUAUGGGAGGUAACUGUACUGAUAACAUCCUACCAGAGGUCUUACUGCAGGGCCUUCUCACCUCUGGAUACUUCAACCUGUUCUCCUCCAACAAACCUGCAGGUAAGUGUAGCCACGGUGGGUCGUUUGACCGGACCAGCGGUCGAGACCCGGAAGGGGGCAUCAACAAGGACGACGUGGGGUCCAGUCACGGUCACCUCCACCACACUGCAGCCGACGUGGCCAUCAACGCUACCAUGGAACUAUUGGAGGACAUCAGAGGAGCUGCCGGGGACAAAGACUUCCUACGGUUAAUGGGCAUCACCCAGUCAUCAGUGUUGUGUUUUGUCAUCGACACCACAGGCAGUAUGAGUGAUGACAUCACUGAGGCUAAGAGAGUGUCCUUCUCCAUCAUCGACAGUAAGAGAGGAACCCAGCAGGAACCUUCAUCAUACAUCCUGGUCCCCUUCAACGACCCAGGAUUUGGACCUCUGAUCACCACAACAAAUGCAGACAUUUUCAAACAGAGAAUCAACGCACUGACAGCAUCAGGAGGUGGAGAUAUACCAGAGCUGUGCCUGUCAGGACUACAGCUGGCCCUCACGGCGGCGCCACCCUUCUCUGAGAUCUUUGUGUUCACUGAUGCUCCUGCUAAAGACACUGCACUGAAGAGCACUGUCACUGCCCUCAUAGAGAGCACCAAGUCUGUGGUGACCUUCAUGUUGACUGACAACCUCCGAUCCAUUCGACGUCGUCGUAGGCGUUCCAUGGGCGGGGCUUCAGCCGUAUGGCCCAGUCAGGGUGGAGCCUCCAACCGGAUGGCCCAAUCAGAUGCUCAGCUGUACCGUGACCUUGCCCAGGCAUCUGGAGGUCAGGCCAUUGAGGUCACCAAGGAGGAUCUGCACCGGGCCACCAGCGUCAUCGAGGACGCCUCCGCUGCAGCACAGGUGACUGUUCUACAGGAAGUAAGGAGCCCAGGAAAGGCAGAGAAUUUCUCCUUUACAGUAGACGAGUCUAUGAGAAAUCUGAACGCUUAUAUCACAGGAGGAUCCCUCUCCUUCACUCUCACCAGCCCUUCAGGUGUGUCUCAGAGUAACAGUGAGGCCAGCGGUCCUCUGGGGACCAUCCAGACUGUAGGGAACCUACACCGCAUCUCUCUGACCACACACAACAACACAGGAUUAUGGGAAAUCAGUCUUAACUCCCUAGAGUCUUACUCACUGAAGGUCAUAGGUCAGAGCUCUGUUAAUUUUGGCUACCAUUUCGUGGAGGCUUUCGGGGGUGCUCAUGGAGACUUUGGCCUCAAAGAGGGCCGUCCUCUCACAGGCGAUAACAUAACCCUGCUGGUGUCUGUGACGGGGGGUGACUCUGUCACUGUGACGGCGGUGGCCCUGAUCGAGGCCUCGGGGUCAGGGUCAGAAGUCAACGGAACCCUGCAAUCGCUAGGCGGCACCGGCGGCGGGGACUUCCUGGUUACCGUGGCCAGAGUCCCACAGGGGGAGUUUGUGGUGCGUCUGAGGGGAGAGAGCAAUAGCGCCACCACCAAAUCAUCACCGAGCCUCUUCCAGAGACAGGCCUCCACUCAGAUAAAGACUUCCAGCAUCUCUGUUACGGCCCAGGCUGACAGUACUCUAGAACCCGGUUCUACCAUCUCUGUCCCCUUCACCGUGGCAAUGGCCAACGGAACAGGAGGAGCUUUUACCGUCCGAGCCACGAACGACCGCGGCUUCACUUCCUCCUUCCCCGCCAGGGUCUCCAUUGUGACCGGAGAGGGAGCGGCCAACGGUACGGUGACUCUCACAGCGCCCGCCAGCACCCCAUCGGGAACGGACGUCACCCUGACCAUCGAGGCAGAGUCCGCUGGAGCAGCAGACUUGAACUACGCCAUCCUGCGUCUCUCUGUUGUCAGCAAGGUGACAGAUUUCAGCCCUCCCCAGUGUGGGGUGGUCAGCGUCUCGUCCAACUGCCCGGAUGACUGCAGUGCCUCUUACUGGCAGCUCUCUGCCAACCUGACCGACGGUGCCAACGGGACUGGCAUCGACCGAGUCACCCUGCGCCAGGGCAACGGGACCCUGAACACUUCUACAGAGGUGGGCACCGGGGGCGAGAACGUGACCCGGGUUGAGUACAGCGCCACCUGCUGUUCAAAGAAGGUAGAGCUAGUGGUAGUUGACAGGGCAGGCAACGUGGGUGUGUGUCUGGGCUCAGUAAAGGACUCUGUGGGGGUGGUUGUGAGCUCUACAGCACAGGCCUCUGUCACCAACACUACAGCUGUACCUGUAGUUAGUACUACAUCUACUGGCGGGCCACCUUUGACUCUGUCCCUGUAUCUAAGGAUCUGUGUGAUGCUUUCUCUCCUCCUGUGGAAUAGAGUAGAGCUAUAGAGUUGUAUAAUAGUUCAUGUAGGUAGAUGUCAUGUGGAACAGUGGAAUCGUUGCAAAGAGAGUCAAGUCAUCAGACAUAACCGGUAUGUAUAUGUUAUGUUGUACAAAAAGACAGGGUGGAAAUAUGUAAUGAACUCUGUCGUAAUACACUGUGGGAACUCUGUCAUAAUACACUGUGGGAACUCUGUCAUAAUACACUGUGGGAACUCUGUCAUAAUACACUGUGGGAACUCUGUCAUAAUACACUGUGGGAACUGUCAUAAUACACUGUGGGAACUGUCAUAAUACACUUUGGGAACUGUCAUAAUACACUUUGGGAACUGUCAUAAUACACUGUGGGAACUCUGUCAUAAUACACUGUGGGAACUGUCAUAAUACCCUUUGGAACUGUCAUAAUACACUGUGGGAACUGUCAUAAUACACUGUGGGAACUGUCAUAAUACACUUUGGGAACUGUCAUAAUACACUGUGGGAACUGCCAUAAUACACUGUGGGAACUGUCAUAAUACCCUUUGGAACUGUCAUAAUACACUGUGGGAAUUGUCAUAAUACACUGUGGGAACUCUGUCAUAAUACACUGUGGGAACUCUGUCAUAAUACACUGUGGGAACUCUGUCAUAAUACACUGUGGGAACUCUGUCAUAAUACACUGUGGGAACUCUGUCAUAAUACACUUUGGGAACUGUCAUAAUACACUGUGGGAACUCUGUCAUAAUACACUGUGGGAACUCUGUCAUAAUACACUGUGGGAACUCUGUCAUAAUACACUGUGGGAACUGUCAUAAUACACUGUGGGAACUGUCAUAAUACACUGUGGGAACUGUCAUAAUACACUGUGGGAACUGUCAUAAUACACUGUGGGAACUCUGUCAUAAUACACUGUGGGAACUGUCAUAAUACACUGUGGGAACUGUCAUAAUACACUGUGGGAACUCUGUCAUAAUACACUGUGGGAACUGUCAUAAUACACUGUGGGAACUGUCAUAAUACACUGUGGGAACUGUCAUAAUACACUGUGGGAACUCUGUCAUAAUACACUGUGGGAACUGUCAUAAUACACUGUGGGAACUGUCAUAAUACACUGUGGGAACUGUCAUAAUACACUGUGGGAACUCUGUCAUAAUACACUGUGGGAACUGUCAUAAUACCCUUUGGAACUGUCAUAAUACACUGUGGGAACUGUCAUAAUACCCUUUGGAACUGUCAUAAUACACUGUGGGAACUGUCAUAAUACACUGUGGGAACUGUCAUAAUACACUGUGGGAACUGUCAUAAUA